This is a messenger RNA of Physcomitrium patens, 2843 nucleotides long. RefSeq names its product fatty acid amide hydrolase. The record is from RefSeq and is a predicted model, not a curated record. NCBI's taxonomy places the organism in Eukaryota, Viridiplantae, Streptophyta, Bryopsida, Funariales, Funariaceae. Gene Ontology annotation, molecular function: catalytic activity.
CAGAAUGAUGUGCUUCGUCAAAUUUUCUGUUCUCCGCCUCGACGACUGCACUCUAGGAACACAGUGAGCUUGUCCUGUUACGCGUUUCUAAGAGCUUCUUAGAGGAAUCUUUCUAUUUUUGUGUGUGGAUUAUUAUGUUGUCAACAAGUCCUUUUUCAGUAUAAAUCCCUAAAUGUUGGCUUCUAGUCCUGCCCACUGAUGGUGUUCUCUGUUGAAACUCGGAAAUAGGGGGUCCUCCAAUCUGCUGCUGCUGUCAUUGCUCCACCCUACUAACUAACCGGCAGAUUGAACAGUAGGGACAGUAGAAAUCUGUUAAUUCUCGUAGCGUACCACGCAGUCUUGUUGCUGGAGUUGCAUUCUUCGCCCUCAACUUUGUUCUACCAACUUCUGUGAUCGAGAAGGCAAGGAGGUGUUUGAGUGGGGAACUCCAGCUUCAAUUUAAACUCCCGGGUGGGUGGCGAUGACCGAUACCAAGAUGCAUGCCGAAAAUAUGGGCAUGCAGCCACCGAGUUGCACCGCCAUGGAAGAGAAAAACUCAAAUGAAUACGUGUAUAUAACAGAGAAAGCUCCUCGCCUGGCCGGGUUUUUUCUCAAGUGCUUCUGUUGGCUUCUUGAGAUGAGUCUAUUGCACCCUAUUAUUCUUUUUUACUUGAAGAAAGUGAACAAUGUCACCAAGAUAUUUAUGAAUACGCAGUAUUCCGAGGAACCCAUGUAUAAACCGCAAUAUUUUGAUGAGAUAGAAGAGGAGAAGUUUGUACAAGUUCUGGAGACGAAGUUCUCUGCCCCUGAGUGUGUAGCAGCAGCUGUGGAAUGUCUGCCGCCUUAUUUGUCGAAUACCUUAACGUAUUGUGGGAAAGAAGACCAAAUCGACGUUCGAAAGUUUCAGUACGCAACAAUUCGUGACUACGCCGAUGCGUACACUUCCGGAAGGGUUACUCCAACAGAGGUGGCUAAACGGUUUCUCACUUCGAUAGAGGAUUCGCGGAAGAUGUCACGAGGUUUAAAUCUGUUUAUUUCUUUAGAUUUUCAUGAUGUGAUCUCCCAAGCUGCUGCCGCAACAGAAAGAUACCGACAAGGGAAGCCAUUGUCUGUGUUGGACGGAGUUCUUGUUGCGGUGAAAGAUGAGAUCGAUUGCCUGCCUUACCCCACCACCGGAGGAAGCACGUGGCUAGGUAAAGCCAGGCAAGUAACUAAAGACGCAGCGGUUGUGAAGCGCUUACGGGAAUGUGGAGCUGUCAUGGUUGGCAAAACCAACAUGCACGAGCUCGGCGUUGGAACCACAGGCAUCAAUCCUCACUAUGGGGCUACCCGUAACCCCCAUGACAUGACGAGGGUCUCGGGAGGCUCAUCAGGCGGAUCUGCCACUGUUGUAGCUGCCGGCCUUUGCCCAGUUGCUUUGGGCGUGGAUGGAGGAGGUUCCGUACGAAUGCCAGCCAGUUUAAGUGGGGUGGUUGGUCUCAAACCCACUUUUGGCCGAAUUGCAAAAUCAGGACUUUUGCCUUUGAACUGGACAAUAGGAAUGGUGGGAACGCUCACCGGCACUGUGGAGGAUGCAUAUAUCGUGUAUGCAGCUGUCCAAGGACAUCUUCCCUCUGACAAACUUGUGUCCAUUCCUCCUCCAGCAACUUUACCUCUUCUAAAUGACGUUCAAAUGGAACCAAAUAUCAUGGCGAAAUUGAUAGAAGAAAUUAAACUUGCGAAGUUCUCAAAGUGGUACAAUGAUUCCGAUGAUUCUGUGUGGCGUGUGUGCGACUCAGCCUUGCGGCUAAUACAGGAUACCUACGGAUGCAAAGUUGUGGAUGCCUCAAUACCAGAUCUUGACAAGAUGCGAUUGGCGCACUAUAUAACGAUGGGUGGUGAAUUGACUGCCUCCCUUGGCGUCGAGUACGAAAAUCUGGGUCGAAAGACAACUGGUGGAGACGUCCGGUCCACUAUUUCGAUUUUUCAGGGUUUCAGCAACCGAGAAUUCGUCACAGCACAACGACUGAGGUCGCGUUGCAUGCAACACCAUAUGGAAGUCUUCAAAGAAGCGGAUUUUAUUGUCACUCCGACUACUGCGUGUACAGCACCACCCAUCAGAGAUGAUGCGGAACAAUAUGGAGAGUUGGACUACCAACAUGGAGGAAAGUUAAUGCGCUUUAUAAUCGCUGGAAAUCUCUUAGGUCUGCCAGCUAUAACUUUACCGGUAGGGUAUGAUGCCAAAGGAUUGCCUGUAGGACUUCAGCUGGUCGGGAAACCCUGGUCUGAAGCUGCACUUCUGCGUGUGGCUGUUGCUUUCGAGAAAAUUUGUGCACCUCAGCACCGACCAAAAGUCUAUUACGACCUUCUGAAUUGACUCCACCAAACUAAGGUGAAAGCCCCUAUGAUUGAACGUAUGUACCCAUGACCAAACAUAGCCACUGCGUGCAUGUGCAGAUGAUAGACUGUACGUUCAUGGGUGCACUCCAGUCGGUAUUGCAUGCUGCUAUCUCAGUUGAGAAGCAGGUGCAGUAGGCAUCAGAAGUGGUGAAUGCGUGGCAUGAGGAACUAAACAUCGUUGCUCAUUUACUUAAAGAACGUGAGGAUAGAGAUCAUCGGCAACCUGCUCGUGUGUGACCUCACUAGAUUGUAGGAUCCGAGAGUACUCUGUACUGCAUGAUCGCAGCCAGGAAGUUUACGUCAAGGUGGAAACAAUUGUCAAGGUAUUUCUACGGUAGGAAACAUUGCUUAAGAAACAAUAGAAGCGACCUCAUAAAUUCGCUGCGUGGUUACCACUGUAUAGGAUCAUCGUUCUUCUAAUAAUCUUGUAUCCUGAUUGUCACUCCCAACACUCAUGAAUUGGUGGUGUUUUCCUCUCAAAUUCA